Molecule: messenger RNA, 3054 nt
Organism: Peniophora sp. CBMAI 1063
Lineage: Eukaryota; Fungi; Basidiomycota; Agaricomycetes; Russulales; Peniophoraceae
Source: the annotation of a GenBank genome assembly
AUGGUCUGGAGACCAGUCGUACCUGACUGCACCCCAGUCGUUCAUGUCCACCGCAGCCGUGAGCAGGUCUCGAUCAAGCAACCUGCGAACAGUAGCUUUAUUGUGGACUUUCAUCGGUCCCUGUGGUCGCAGAAGAAAGAAAGUAGCGGUCAGGUGACUCAGAUGUUCGAAUCACCGCGUGUUCGAGCCACGCGCGAACCUCAUUGCGUCGAAGAGUGUACCUGGACUCUUUCUACUUCCAACGUCGACGAGCCCCACGUCUUCAUCCCCGACCCGACCCGCUUUGUCUCAGAAGUCACCGGCGUUAGGCCACCGACGCACUUUGCAAUGUUCACCACAAACGCCCGUCUUCAAGCCCAUAUCCCACCUCCCGCAUCCAAGCGCCACCCUCUCGCCGACGCCCAACCGACCGACAAAUACCACCUUCAAGCCGCCACGACGCGCGAUAAACGCCUCCCCGAAGCGCCGGCCGCGGCCGCGCCCCGCGAUCCCCCUGUCCCCAGCAAAGCACCCAAGGUUCCGCCUCCAACUCCUCCCAAAACUAUCGUCGAUCGUUACACUGGCGGCCGCUACCGUCGCAUUGGGUUCUUAGGAGAGGGCGGUUUCGCGCGCGUGUACGAGGUCGCAAAUGACCAUGACACUCGACUUGCGUGCAAGGUUGUUGCGAAAGAAUCACUCAAGACUAAGAAAGCCAAGACCAAGCUCUACGCGGAAAUAAAGAUCCACAAGUCUUUGCAACAUCCGAACAUCGUUGGCUUCACGGACUGUUUUGAAGACGAUGUGAACGUGUACAUGACGCUUGAGCUCUGCACGAACGGCUCGCUCAUGGACAUGCUCCGCGCACGCAGACGCGUCUCCGAACCCGAGACACGCGUGUUCCUCAUCCAGCUCAUUGGCGCGUGCCACUACAUGCACAAUCACCAGGUCAUCCAUCGUGACCUGAAGCUCGGAAACCUCUUCCUCGAUGCGGACAUGAACGUUCAAGUCGGCGACUUCGGUCUCGCCGCUCUCAUUGAGACUCCGGGAGAGCGGAAGAAAACUAUUUGCGGUACCCCCAACUACAUUGCGCCCGAGGUGCUCUUCGACCAGGAGGCCGGUCACUCCUUCGAGGUUGAUAUCUGGAGUACGGGUGUCAUCCUUUACACGCUCCUUAUCGGUCGACCACCUUUCCAGACGAAGGAUGUCAAGGCGAUCUACGAACGCAUUCGCGAGAACGCCUACGAGUUCCCCGCUGAGCGCCCUAUUAGCACGGACGCUCGCCAGCUCAUCCAAGCAUUCCUCACCAAGGACCCAAAGCAGCGCCCGUCUCUUGAGGAGGUCAUUGCCUCACCAUUCUUCACUCGAGGGAUCGUCCCCGCAGCUGUCCCUCAGUCCGCUCGCGAGGUGGAGCCAGAUUUCUCUGCUCUCACCAAGCCGAUCAGCCGUGCAAACUUGGCUCGUCUGCGUCGCGCGGCAGGACUGGACGACAUGCCUAUGCCCGACAGCCAGUACAGCGCGCCGGCGAACACCCAGGACAGUGUGGCGACGAGCCAGAGCCGCGCACAGGCAGAGCGGGAGUUUCAGAAGGCGAUCCAGCCCGGCUCGCCCAUCAGCGCUUUGCUGUCUUCCGCUCGCCAGCCUCUACAAGUCGCACCCAUGGGCUCGCAGCGCGAAGAGCCUUUACUGCGUCGCCUACAGGCCGCGCGCGCAGAUCCGAAGAGCCCAUUGGGAAAGCGUCCAUACAACGCGCAGCAUGUACUGGAAGACGCCGAGCACGAAGAUGAGAAGGCCGAGCGUGAGCGUGAGCGCGCUCAGAUGAGCCAGAAGGCACGGAUUGUGGCGCAGAUGGCUCCUGCUGCUGCCGGCGCCCGUGACGAUGACGAGAACGUGCCGCCUGCGGUCGAUAGACGACCGGUCGCGAAGGAGCGUGUCGUCCGCCAGCCGGCCAAGCACGAGCGUACCGAGAGUGCCGCGAGUCAGGCAUCGAACGUUCAUACGGUCCACGCACCAAGAUCACAACUGUCUGGGUUCGAGGGCGCACGCGAAACACUUCUCUCCGCCUUCGACGCUCACGCGCGGGGUAUGGCAUGGCGCGCUGGUGGUGGCCCUGUCGAGCACGAACGCGUCUUCAUCGUCAGCUGGGUCGACUACUGCAACAAGUACGGCAUGGCGUACGCGUUGACGGACGGAAGUGUUGGCGUGCACUUCAAUGAUAGCACGCAUCUCGUCCUCGCGCCUUGCAAGACCCACUUCGACUUCAUCGAGACGAAGGUGCAGGGCGCGCAGUUCAAGCGCAAGAACUACGCGAACUCCCAGUUCCCGAGUGAGCUGAAGAACAAGGUGUACCUCCUCAAGCACUUUGAGAAGUACAUCAUGGAGAAGCUCUGGGGUUCAUACGACUUCACCUUCGACGACCUAGAGCGUACGCGCGGGAUGGAAUUCGUCUCCAUGUACCUCCGGAUGCGGAACGUCAUCAUCUUCCGGUUGUCGAACGGCGCCCUGCAGUUCAACUUCUACGACCACUCGAAGGUCAUCCUCUCCUCCAACGGCCGCGGCAUCACGUACCUCGACAAGAACAACGCCAUCACGCAUACCACUCUUGAAACGGUCUUCGCCCAUGCUCGUCUCGGUGACCUUCCCCGCGACGAGAAUAAGUUCGUGCUGCGCCUGAUCGAGAAGUUGCGCUACGCAAAGGAGUUGCUCCAGAGCAUCCACAACGCCGAUGCGCGCCGGGAACAUGAAGGCGAGGAGGCACCCACGAAGCAAGCGGAUAUGGAGGCGGCGUAUGAGCAGGCGAUGCACCGGCAGGACCGUGAGCGCGCUCAGGACCGGGAUGUGCGCAUGCGCGAUGCGCGUGAAGAGCGGGAGAACCGUGGGCCCAGGCAAGCGUUUGACGGCCAGCCAAUCGGCCAUGGCUACGAGCGCGACGCGGUCGCUGUCAAGGAGCGACCGCGCGUCGUGUCCGGCACAGGCCUUGUUGCUGCUUCGCGUGAGCGCGUCGCAUCGGGCUCGGGAAUCCCAACGGGGAGCACCCGCGCGCGCAUGCAAACGCGCGUUCCCUCUGGGCUACGGUAA